Messenger RNA from Papaver somniferum (opium poppy), 3727 nucleotides. RefSeq names its product DNA-(apurinic or apyrimidinic site) lyase-like. Gene Ontology annotation, biological process: base-excision repair. Gene Ontology annotation, molecular function: phosphoric diester hydrolase activity; DNA-(apurinic or apyrimidinic site) endonuclease activity; double-stranded DNA 3'-5' DNA exonuclease activity. The record is from RefSeq and is a predicted model, not a curated record. Lineage: Eukaryota; Viridiplantae; Streptophyta; Magnoliopsida; Ranunculales; Papaveraceae. The transcript has 6 exons. Bases 150 to 1259 code for a protein of 369 amino acids. Gene Ontology annotation, cellular component: nucleus.
CCCAAAAUAAUUUGCUCCUCGAAAACAAAAUAAUCUUCAUCUUUUUAUAUCUGCUGCACCUUUGCGACUAGAACUUGAAUGCAUUUUCAGAAGUCUUGUGAAGUCUACACCAUCUGGCUUGAGCUUUCAUACUGCUUAACCGACAGAGGAUGAAACGAUUCUUCCAACCAGUUGAAAAAGAUGGAUCUCUUAAGAAGAAACCCACUCUCACUACUUGUUCCUCACCAUCAAAACCAGAAGAAAAAGAAGAACAAAAUGGGGAAAGUGUAGUAGUAACAGAAGAAAAAAGAGACCCUUUGAAGUUCAUAUCAUGGAAUGCAAAUAGUUUCCUGCUUCGUGUUAAAAAUAACUGGCCAGAGUUUUCUAAGUUUAUUGCAACCUUUGAUCCUGAUGUCAUUGCUAUACAGGAAGUGAGAAUGCCUGCAGCUGGCUCUAAAGGUGGACCUAAAACUCAAGGAGAAGUGAAAGAUGAUACAAACUCUUCUCGAGAGGAAAAACAAACAUUGAUGCGUGCGCUUUCAAGUCCACCAUUUCGAAAUUACCAAGUUUGGUGGUCGCUAGCUGACUCAAAGUAUGCUGGGACUGCUUUAUUUGUGAAGAAGUGUUGCCAACCGAAAAACGUCACCUUCUCGCUUGACCAAACAGCAUCCAAAAAGCAUGAACCAGAUGGCCGGGUAGUUUUGGCCGAGUUUGAGUCUUUCCGAGUGCUGAAUACAUAUGUCCCAAAUAAUGGGUGGAAGGAUGAGGAAAAUUCUUUUCAGAGGAGAAGAAAAUGGGAUAAAAGAGUGCUUGAAUUUGUUUUACGGAGUUCGGAUAAGCCUUUGAUUUGGUGUGGCGACCUGAAUGUUAGCCAUAAAGAGCUUGAUGUGAGUCAUCCGGAUUUUUUUAGUAGCGCAAAGCUCAAUGGUUAUGUUCCUCCUAACAAAGAGGAUUGUGGACAGCCUGGGUUUACUUUGAAUGAAAGGAAGCGUUUCAGUACCAUUUUAUCUGAAGGAAAGCUGGUAGAUGCAUACAGAUCCCUACAUGAGGAACACGAUAUGGACAGUGGCUUCUCCUGGUCAGGAAAUCCCAUUGGGAAGUACCGGGGUAAGAGAAUGAGGAUAGACUAUUUUCUAGUUUCCGAGUCACUCAAGGAUAGGAUUGUAUCAUGUGAGAUGCAGGGCCAUGGGAUUGAAUUAGAAGGAUUCUUCGGAAGUGAUCAUUGCCCUGUUACCCUAGAGCUCUCACAGAAAACUAGUAUAGAUUCUGCUGAUGGCUAGAUUUAAUUUCUAUUUAUUUGAAUGGCAUUUGAAGACCAUAUUGAUGCCCCUGUGGCUUAUAAGAUAAUUUUUAUGUCAAAUUAUGUAGAAAUUUUUAUGUUUGUGAAUAUUUCAUUGUCCAGUAAGAAAAAUCAGCUGCUAAAAAAACAAAACAAAAGGGGUUCUUGAAUUGCAUGCAGUCCGGCUUAACUCAGGUGCCAGUAUUUCUGAAGCAGAACACCCAACAGGCAAUAGACACCUCUAUUACGAGUAAUUCAGGUGGAUUUAGAGCUUGGUAAGUGGAUGGAUCCGUUGUUGCCUUGACAAGUAUAUUCGGCUUCUUUGGCUGUAUUGGUUUUGGAACCAUAUCUGAAUACUUCCUCGAGUAUUUUCUUGCUAAUAACUCAAUAUGGGUAAAUAGAAGGUUCACAUCACAUUGUUGUCAUUGGACCUGUUGACUCUGGGAAAUCGACCACCACUGGUCACAGCUUGGAGGUGUUGACAAGCGUGUGAUUGAGAGGUUCGAGAAAGAGGUUGCUGAGAUGAACUAGAGGUCAUUCAGGGUUCUUGGCAAGCUUAAGGCUGAUGAUAUUGCCUUGGAAGUUUGAGACCACCAAGUAUAACUGCACAGUUUUUGAUGCUCCUGGACAUCAUGACUUUAUUAAGAACAUGAUUACUGAGACCUCUCAGGCUGAUUGGGUUGUCCUUAUUAUUGAUUGCACUGGAGGUUUUAAGGCUGGUAUCUCCAAGGAUGGCCAGACUCGUGAGCAUGCCCUUCUUACUUUCACACUUGGUGUCAAGCAGAUGAUCUGUUGCUGUAACAAGAUGGAUGCCACCACCCCCAAGUACUCUAAGGCCAGAUACAAUAAAAUUGUGAAGGAGGUCUCAUCUUACUUGAAGAAGGUUGAGUACAACCCAGACAAAAUUUCCUUUGUUCACAUCUCUGGAUUUGAGGGAGACAACAUGAUUGAGAGGUCCACCAACCUCAACUAGUACAAAGGACCAACUCUUCUUGAGGCUCUUGACAAUAUCUCUGAGCCAAAGAGGCCCUCAGACAAGCCCCUCCGUCUCCCACUUCAGGAUGUUUACAAGAUUGGAGGUUUUGGAACUGUGCCAGAGGGACAUGUUGAAAACUGGUUUCAUCAAGCCUGUUAUGGUUGUCACUUUUGGAUCCACUGGGUUGAUUGCUGAAGUUGAGCCUGUGGAGAUGCACCACGAGGCUCUCCAAGAAGCUCUUCCAGGUGACAAUGUCGGGUUCAACGUUAAGAAUGUUGCUGUCAAGGAUACCAAGUGUGGUUUCGUCGCCUCCAACUCCAAGGAUGACCCUGCCAACUGCACCUCCCCACCCACCCCCACCCUCCGGUCAGAUUGGUAGCCAAUGGUGGGCAAUGUCUGUUCCAGAGUAGCUGCAAUCCCAGAAGCACUUCUUACUGUAGGAAAAAAGGAAUGUGAUAUUCAAGGCCUAAUGUACGCGUUAUGAGACAUUAUCACAUUAACAGGUGAGCGGAUGUGGGGUAUCAAUCAAACCUUUUUCUUCCUUUCCGUUACUCCCUUUAUUUUCAUUCUGGACUGAUUUUUGUUAUGCCAGUGUCUUGAUGUCUUGCCAUCUUUUGGUACGUCAGGAAAUACAGCAAAAAUGCAACUCUAUUUCAUAGCUUAUUGAUUUCUUCUAUAUCUCAAGAAAUAAUGUGAACGAUAAGACUGAGGUAUUGAACCCGUCUCAUACUUAAAGGGAUUAAUCUUUAUGUAUCAUCUGGUGGCAUGUGAUCGUCUAAAGGUACAAGAGACCUACAUGCAUAUGGUAGUACUCCACCUGAUCUUUUAAUCAUCUUAUCAUAAAACCUAAUAGUAGUUUCCAUUAAACGUAUUACUACACAUAUUUGCGUUUUUGUAUCACAUUGUUGGACUGUCACGAAAAACUUAUCAAUAUAAGUUUUGAAUUGUUUUUUCAGUUAGUUGCACCUACUAAUUAUUUUGUAUUUUAGAUUUGGCCUGUAUUCUCAGUUUAUUGGUUCCCUGGUGGAUGCAAGUAGUUUGAUUACUGACACCUAUUAAGAGAAGUAAGACAUUUUGUUUUCUAAAUAUGAACUUGCUUCUUGUUGUAACAGGGAUGCAUUUCUAAGGUUUACCGAAUUACGGAAGUGAAAUUGGCCACCCGUGGCUAGAAAUUGAAGCAUAUGAAGUUUGUCUAUUAGAUCAGACUUCUUCCCCAUGGGAAAAUCUGAGUUGAGAAUAGAGACUUACGGGCAUACUUAUACUGAUGCCGGAGCCGAUUUGAGCUCAGAGUGUCAGGUGAAACUGAAAAUUGGUGAAAAGCUGAUUGGAUAGCUACAACAAUUGAGCAAUGUUGAUCACCUUUUUGUUGCUGGAGCAAGUGUUAUAGUUUUUCAUCGUUCAGGUUUUUUAUCUUAUAAAUGGGAAUCUGUAGAAUUAUCAUUGUACCGGAUAAAAGUUAGAAUCUAAUAUAUCCUUUUCAAUGUUUAUUUUAA